CUCCUCCAGUCUGCCCUGUGGCCUCUCCACGCCCAUCUUGUCCCCCGUCCUGGCUCUUCUGUUUCUCAUCUGUUCUGUGGGUACUGGGGCCAUGUAAGAUGGGGGUCAGAUUUAGUUCGUCUUUGGGGACCCGUGACGUCGCGCGCAUCCUCUUCACCGGCUUCCAGAGGUCUUUGGCGGACGGAGCGGGCAGGGCACAGUGACUGCCCCUCUCUCCCUCCACCACGACCCCAGGUGUUCUGGGAAGACGGCAUCAUGUCGGGCUACCGGCGCCCCACCAGCUCCGCCUUGGACUGUGUCCUCAGCUCCUUCCAGAUGACCAACGAGACGGUCAACAUCUGGACCCAUUUCCUGCCCACCUGGUACUUCCUGUGGCGCCUCCUGGCGCUGCUCGAGGGCCCGGGCUUCCGCGCCGAGCCCUACGACUGGCCCUUGCUCAUCUUCCUGCUGCCCGCCUGCCUCUACCCCUUCGCGUCGUGCUGCGCGCACACCUUCAGCUCCAUGUCGCCCCGCGCGCGUCACAUCUGCUACUUCCUGGACUACGGCGCGCUCAGCCUCUACAGCCUGGGCUGCGCCUUCCCCUACGCCGCCUACUCCAUGCCGGCCUCCUGGCUGCACGGCCGCCUGCACCAGCUCUUUGUGCCCGCCGCCGCCUUCAACUCCCUCCUGUGCACCGGCCUCUCCUGCUACUCCCGGUUCCCAGAACUAGAAAGUCCUGGGUUCAGCAAGGUCCUCCGCACGGCGGCCUUCGCCUAUCCCUUCCUGUUCGACAACCUUCCACUCUUCUACAGGGUAAGGCUGCCGGGCCCGCCCGGCUUCCUCCUGACCCGUCUCCCCCAGCCCUCUCCCUGCUCUCCAGGCUCAGCACCCUGGCCAGGUCCCAGACCCAUCUCCGACUCCGCUCAGAGGCCCUCUCCACCAGCCAUGCUUUUCCUCCGCCAGCUGGGGCUGUGCUGGGGCCGGGGUCACAGCUGCGGACAGGAGGCGCUGAGCACCAGCCACGGCUACCAUCUCCUCUGUGCCUUGCUCACUGGCUUCCUCUUUGCCUCCCACCUGCCAGAACGGCUGGCGCCUGGGCGCUUUGACUAUAUCGGCCACAGCCAUCAGCUAUUCCACAUCUGUGCAGUGCUGGGCACCCACUUCCAGCUGGAGGCGGUACUAGCUGAUAUGGGAUCACGCAGAACCUGGCUGGCCACCCAGGAACCCCCCCUGGGCCUGCAGGGCACAGUGGCCACCCUGGGCCUGGCAGUGGCUGGGAACCUGGUCAUCAUUGCUGCCUUCACAGCCUCCCUGCUUCGAGCCCCUGGGACCUGCCCCCUGCUGCAAGGUGGCCCGCCAGAGGGGGGAGCUCAGGCCAAGCAACAGUGAGACUCAUCCCUGACCUUGGCCUGGAGGGAGGCAGAGACCAGGACCCAGUGCUGCUGUGGAGCCCAGACCAGGCCUGAUAAGGUGGGGACACAUCUGAGCCUGGAGCCAAGAGUAGCUGAGGAGAGAGGGAGGGCAGAAGAGAGGAGGGACAGACGGAGGGAACUGGCAGAGUGCGAGGGCCGUGAGGGGCUCUUGGAGGGAGUGGGGUAAGUGCCGAGGGUCUGUGAGGGGAGAUGGGAGGAGAUGUGUGUGUCCAGGUUGGAGCUGCCCCCGGGCGCUAUUGGGGGCUGAAGCAGGGAGUGUCGGGCCCUUUCACCGGGCCCAUCUCUGGUGCUCCCCGAAGUCUCCACUCAGCCCAGAAGAACUGACUUGACUAACCUAGGCCUCUCCUGAAUGCUUAUUAACCAGCCAAGGGCCACACAUUGGCUCCCCACCCCCCAAAACAAGGUAGCACCUUCUUUGCCAGCAGCUUUUUGCCUAGUGAUGAAUCUGUCCUGGUCACAGCUGAAUACUCAAGAUGUCCAGGCCUUCAGGGGCUGGUGUGUUUGCUGUGUCAUGGCUGAUUCAGUGGACUGGUGUGGGAGGGGUGCUGGGCCAGAGCUGGGAAGCCUAGUUAGCCUUAGGAAACCACCUUCCAUGCUUUCUGGAACAAAGCAGCUUCGAUAAAUAAACAAACAGGACUUCGGGAUGCACUUUC
This is a messenger RNA of Marmota flaviventris (yellow-bellied marmot), 2065 nucleotides long. It is a transcript of the gene Paqr6, whose product is annotated as progestin and adipoQ receptor family member 6. The record is from RefSeq and is a predicted model, not a curated record. Gene Ontology annotation, molecular function: signaling receptor activity. Gene Ontology annotation, cellular component: membrane. Lineage: Eukaryota; Metazoa; Chordata; Mammalia; Rodentia; Sciuridae.